AUACAGUACAUAACAGUUCGUUUCACGCUAAAUUUUUAGUCUCACAAUGAUGAUGCAGUUAUACCGAUUUUUAAAUAUCGAGUGUUACAACAAGUACAUUUGAUCAGACUGAUGGAAUUAGUUCUAACUGGUGUUCGGUAUAGUUCGAUGUAGAUUUAUUAGCAGUAGCAAAAGGUAUUGAAUAGGUCACAUAUUCAUGUGCCCUUUUUUGUUCGAAAAGUCUAACAUUGUCAAAAAAUCAACGACUUUUUUUGACGCUUGAUAAGUUAGAGCAUACAUGUAUUAAGUUGAAAUGGCUGAUACUGAGGACCUUCCUCUCACUUAUAAAAUGUUAAUGGUUCAUAAGUUGGCCCAGAAGUUCCAGGAAGCAGUAAAAAUUGAAACAGUUACUUUAACUUCUCCAGGACCAGAUGAGAUCAUUGUAAAGAACAGGUAUGUAGGAAUAAAUGCCAUUGAUAUUUUCAUCACACCGAUCAAAAAUAUUGUGUCAAAAAAAUACCCCUAUCCAGUGGGGUUAGAGAGUGUUGGGGAAGUAGUUGCUUUAGGGACAGAUGUGGAUUGCUUAGAACUCGGCCAACCUGUGGCUUAUAUUGGAAUGGGAGCAUACUCAGAAUUUAUGACAGUUAAAGGCAGGGAAGUAAUUCCAAUUCCAGAAUUAAAGCCAGAAUAUGUUGGUUUGUUAGUCAGUGGACUUACAGCUUCCAUUGGCCUCGAUAAGGUAGGAGACCUGAAAGCUGGUGAAAAGGUAAUUAUCACAGCUGCUGCAGGAGGGCUAGGCCAGAUUUGUGUUCAGUGGGCCAAAAAUUAUGGUUGUCAUGUUAUUGCUAUAUGUUCAUCAGAGGAAGAAGCAGCAUACUUGAUGGCUUUAGGAUGUGACAGAGUGAUUAAUGAUAAAGAAGAAAAAGUGGGGGAUGUUUUGAAAGAAGAAUACGCAGAUGGUGUAGAUGUUGUUUGGGAAACAGUUGGAGGGGAAGUGUUUCUAACCUUACUGAAUAAUCUGGCUAUAAAAGGUCGAAUGAUCAUUAUUGAAUGUAUUGCCAGUAACAUGAUGGAUGAAGUUAAGAACUCACCCAAUAUAAAUGAACUAUUGGAAAAGUUGAAUUCAAAUUCCCAGUGUGUUCGUGGGUUUUCAUUAUUUCAUUACUCUGAGUAUAUCCCAGCUUACCUUGGUCAGUUGAUUCCAAUGUUAAAAUGUGGAAAGAUGAAGGUGCACGUUGACAAUGGACAGCAAUCAAUUGGAGUGUUAUUUUCUGGUGUGGAAGGAAUUAUAAAAGGUGCAGAGCACCUUCAUAAUGACGUAAGUAUUGGGAAAGUUGUUGUUGAGAUGCUGUAAAAAACAGAGUUGACUAAGAAGAAGGUUAAUGAGAAUUAAAAUCAAAACCAGGAACUUGGGUGACUAAUCACUGUUAUGAAAAGAAAAUAUCACACAAGUUAGAACACUAGUUGAGCAUUGGAAAGAUCAUAUACUUGAAAACCAUAACCAAGUUAAAAAUGUUUGUUUAGUAAAAUUUUGUGUGAAUUUAAGGGUAGAUACACCAAGUUAUUUGCUCAUUACAAAAUAAGGGAUAUAUCAGUUGAUCUGAAUUUAAAUUUGUUACUGCCUAUAUGCAGUGUGCAAAAACACACAAUUAAUGCAGAAUUUUUAGCAUUAUUUUAUAUUAUGAAUUGAUCUCCAUUUAAACGUGUUAUAUCAUAAAAGUAAGUAAUUUUGUAUUUAAUAGUAUUUUCUGGUUUAGUCUACUGUUUGGCAUGUAAUAUUUUAAGUAAACUCAUUCUAAAAAGAUAUAACAUUGGGUUUGCUUUUUAUUCA
Molecule: messenger RNA, 1810 nt
Organism: Limulus polyphemus (Atlantic horseshoe crab)
Lineage: Eukaryota; Metazoa; Arthropoda; Merostomata; Xiphosura; Limulidae
Product: prostaglandin reductase 3-like
Exons: 11
Coding region: 293-1333 (346 amino acids)
Cellular component (GO): mitochondrion
Molecular function (GO): oxidoreductase activity
Source: RefSeq, a predicted model, not a curated record